AGAGCAAGAUUUCAGUGGCGGCUGGUCGGAGGCGGGGGAGUUGGAGCAGUGUGAAGGCUCUCGCGAGACUUGAAGGUGCGACGGCGACGACAGCCAAAGAGAGAAGGAAAGAACCGGAAGUCCUUCCUAUGACCGUCCAAUGCUGGAAGCGGCUUGACUUUUUCUACCGGAAACCCUUUUCCAGGGGCUAAGAAGACUGCCCACCUGGCCGGAAGUUCCACCUCCUUGGGCACCCCCAUCCUUGAGAAGUUUUUCUAUUACCUGUGUUUGCCUCUGUUCCCUCUCUCCGUUUUCUCUCUACACCAGAAAAGCGUACACAUUUAGUGUCUCCCUCCCAGCUCCGUCCAACGGGUUGUGUAUGUCCCUCCCGGAGUCGGGGUUCCUUCCCCGGCGCCCCCAUGUAGCUGAGAGGUGAAACCUGGGGGUGGCCGGACCCCUGGGAUCCUGAAGCGGAGGCAGGGAGGGCACAGAACCCCGCCUCUGCUCCUGCUACCGGGACGCAACCUCCUCAGCGCUCCCCCUCCCGCUGCCAUGCACCCUGCGGCCUUCCCACUUCCUGUGGUUGUGGCCACUGUCCUGUGGGGAGCGACCCCCAGCCGGGGGCUCAUUCGAGCGACCUCGGAGCACAACAACGCCAGUAUGGACUUUGCAGACCUCCCCGCUCUGUUUGGGGCUACCCUGAGCCAGGAGGGACUCCAGGGGUUCCUUGUGGAGGCUCACCCAGAAAAUGCCUGCAGUCCUAUUGCCCCACCACCCCCAGCCCCGGUCAAUGGGUCAGUCUUUAUUGCACUGCUUCGAAGAUUCGACUGCAACUUUGACCUCAAGGUCCUAAAUGCUCAAAAGGCUGGGUAUGGUGCAGCUGUAGUACACAAUGUGAAUUCCAAUGAACUGCUGAACAUGGUGUGGAAUAGUGAGGAAAUCCAGCAGCAGAUCUGGAUCCCAUCUGUGUUUAUCGGGGAGAGGAGUGCUGAGUACCUGCGGGCCCUCUUUGUCUACGAGAAGGGGGCUCGGGUGCUUCUGGUUCCAGACAACAGCUUCCCCUUGGGCUAUUACCUCAUUCCUUUCACUGGAAUUGUAGGACUACUGGUUUUGGCCAUGGGGGCCGUAAUGAUAGUUCGUUGUAUCCAGCACCGGAAACGGCUCCAGCGGAAUCGACUUACCAAAGAGCAACUGAAACAGAUUCCUACUCACGACUAUCAGAAAGGAGACCAAUAUGACGUCUGUGCCAUCUGCCUGGACGAGUAUGAGGACGGCGACAAGCUGCGGGUCCUCCCCUGUGCUCAUGCCUACCACAGCCGCUGUGUGGACCCCUGGCUCACUCAGACUCGGAAGACUUGCCCCAUCUGCAAGCAGCCUGUUCACCGGGGCCCAGGGGACGAGGAAGAAACUCAGGGGCAAGGGGAGGGCGAUGAGGAAGGGGAGCCAAGGGAGCUGGCCUCAGAACGGACCCCACUUCUGGGCUCCAGCCCCACUCUUCCUACCUCCUUUGGCUCCUUAGCCUCAGCCCCCCUUAUUUUUCCUGGGCCCUCAGCAGAACCCCCACCCUCUCCUUCCUCCUCUUCCUCUUUACCAGCCAUCCUGGUUUAAGGCUCCCACACCCAGCACCUCUGGUAACCUAUUGGCCUUCCUCCCUCAAGUCUUCUAAUUUGAGGGAUAGAGGGGGUAUUUCCAUCCCAGGUUUCUCCCUUACCUGGCCCCAUCCUUUUGAAUGAGUUUGGGGUAAGAGGCAAAGGGAGUGAUCUUCAUUUCUUGGCUUAAUAAAAUUGUUUUUGUGGACUAA
This is a messenger RNA of Chinchilla lanigera (long-tailed chinchilla), 1780 nucleotides long. It is a transcript of the gene Rnf167, whose product is annotated as ring finger protein 167. Gene Ontology annotation, biological process: protein ubiquitination; positive regulation of DNA-templated transcription; ubiquitin-dependent protein catabolic process. Gene Ontology annotation, cellular component: cytoplasm; nucleoplasm. NCBI's taxonomy places the organism in Eukaryota, Metazoa, Chordata, Mammalia, Rodentia, Chinchillidae. The record is from RefSeq and is a predicted model, not a curated record. The transcript is spliced from 10 exons. Gene Ontology annotation, molecular function: zinc ion binding; ubiquitin protein ligase activity. The coding region runs from base 532 to 1587 and encodes 351 amino acids.